Molecule: messenger RNA, 1146 nt
Organism: Penicillium argentinense
Lineage: Eukaryota; Fungi; Ascomycota; Eurotiomycetes; Eurotiales; Aspergillaceae
Product: ribokinase
Exons: 1
Coding region: 1-1146 (381 amino acids)
Biological process (GO): D-ribose metabolic process
Molecular function (GO): ribokinase activity
Source: RefSeq, a predicted model, not a curated record
AUGGCUCCUCUUAUCCGCGUCAUCGGCUCCCUCAAUGCUGACAUGGUCUCGGUCACCCCCCGCUUCCCCGACCCCGGCGAAACCAUCACCGCAUCAUCCUACUUCACCAGCGCCGGCGGGAAAGGUGCAAACCAAGCUGUUGCAUGCGGGCGGAUUUCACGACCCCAGCCUUCCUCCGAGGGCCUCAAUACCAAAAGCGAUGUCGUCGUUGAAAUGGUUGGCGCUGUCGGCGCACUGGACGGCCACUUCUCCGCAUUGCUGAAGCCGACGCUCGAGAAAUCCGGCGUGGACCCGUCGCGGGUGCGAGUUGUUGACAAUGCAUACACCGGCGUGGCCGUCAUUAUUGUCGAUUCUUCUGCUGGAGGCGAGAACCGUAUCUUGUUCUCCCCCGGUGCAAACUACGAUGGCAUGCAGCCAAUCCCGGAGGUGUUGGGAACUGCUCUUGCGGCACCAGUGCCAGAUGUGAUUGUCAUGCAAGGUGAAAUUCCGACCAAGUCCGUGAUCGGUAUUCUACGAGAUGUCGCCGCAUACAAGGCGAAGAGCCGGGCUGCUGGUAAGCAUGGCAUCGAGUGCGGGCCCGACGUCAUGCUCAAUCCCGCUCCGGCACCACCGGGUGGCCUGCCCGAAGAUGUAUAUGCGGCCGUCGACCACUUGAUCCUGAAUGAAACAGAGGCCGAGCUGAUGACUCCGCCACCGGACCAGCUACUGCGUGUUGUCCCCGACGCCGACGGCCUCGGCAGCAAGGAGAAGGUUGCGCGAUACUUCCACAAGCUCGGCGUCACCUACUUGCUCAUUACUCUGGGCUCCAAGGGAGUCUGGUACAGCUCUGCGGACGGGGGCUCCACCGUCCCCAGCAAUGGGGCUGGGCGCUUUACGAACGAACUUCCUGCCGCGCCUGUGUCUCAAGUGCUCGACACGACGGCGGCAGGCGACACAUUCGUAGGGGCGUAUGCGGUCAAGGUUGCACGGUGGCGCGAGCAGCGUCGCGCCGAGGACAAGGCCGGCCAGGACGUCACCGAUGCCGAGAAGCCGCAUCGGUACAAGGAGUUCAUGGACGACGCGAUGCGGUUUGCCGCGCGAGCUUCAGCUCGUGCGGUGGAACGCCAGGGCGCGAUGGACAGCAUUCCCUUUGAGGAUGAGGUUUGA